AUGAGGCUUGUGGAUUCAGAGAAACUACUGGAACUACAGAGUAGUCCGGAAAAACUUCGCAAUAUUUGCAUUGUGGCCCAUGUGGAUCAUGGAAAAACAACAUUAGCGGACUCCUUGAUAUCAAGCAAUGGUAUCAUAUCUCAAAGAAUGUCUGGAAAACUGCGUUAUAUGGACAGUCGCCCUGAUGAACAGGAGAGGGGCAUUACUAUGAAAAGUAGUAGUAUUGCUUUGUACCACGCUUUGGAUAAAGAAGAAUAUCUCGUUAACCUCAUUGAUUCGCCUGGGCAUAUUGAUUUUUCUAGUGAAGUGUCUACUGCUGUGAGAUUAUGUGAUGGUGCAAUUGUUGUUGUGGAUGUUGUGGAAGGCGUGUGCCCUCAAACACGUCUAGCACUAAAACAGGCGUACUCUGAAAAUAUUCAUGCAGUUUUAGUAUUAAAUAAAAUAGAUCGGCUAAUCGUUGAAAUGAAAAUGAGUUCUUUAGAUGCAUAUGUACAUAUUACACAAGUACUUGAGCAAGUGAAUGCAGUUAUGGGAGAGCUAUUCGCCUCAGAAGUAUUGGAAAAUGAAGAAACACAGAUUGAUAGACAGAAGCUUAAAAAAGUCAACACAAAUGAAGACAAUAACUUUUAUGAUUGGACAUCAGCACUAGAGGAUGCAGACGACUCAAAUUUAUACUUUUCACCUGAACAAGGGAAUGUAGUGUUUGCAAGUGCUAUUGAUGGUUGGGGUUUCACUGUGCAUACUUUUGCAAAAUUAUUCUCAGCAAAACUCGGAGUCAAAGAAGAACUACUCAAAAAAGUACUUUGGGGUGACUUUUUCUUAAAUUCUAAAACGAAACGUUUUAUGAAAGGUGCACAAGAAAAAGCCAAGAAACCACUUUUCGUACAAGUUAUUUUUGAUAAUUUAUGGAAUGUUUAUGAAACUAUUGUACUUAGGAAUGAUAAGGAGAAGGUACCUCUUAUAUGUGAAAAACUCGGUAUUAAACUAACUACACGAGAUUUAAGACAUACAGACAGUAGGAUUCAGCUACAGGCACUAAUGAUGCAAUGGUUACCAUUGUCAAACACAGUGUUAGAUAUGGUUUGUACUAAAUUGCCUUCUCCGAAAGAAAUCUUGCCUGAAAAAGUUGAAAAACUUAUGUGCUCACGUAUUAGAGACUUUGAAUCUUAUCCGGAAGAAACAAAGAAACUUAAAGAUGACUUUUUAGCCUGUGAUAGCAGCAAUGAUAAACCUGUGAUUAUUUUUGUAUCUAAAAUGUUUAGUGUUGAUAAAAGUGUUUUACCAGAAAAUAAGCCUAAGGCUUUAACGGCAGAAGAAAUGGCUCUAAGAAGAGAAAAGGCAAGACAGAUGCGUGAAGAACUUAAACAGAAUAAUUUAAGUUCCGAACCAAUUUGUAUAUCAAAAAAUAAGGAAUCAUGUGAAAAUGAUACUGAAAAGUUUACUGAAGAACCAAAAGAAAAAGAUGAAAAUGAAACGGCAUUUAUAGCUUUUGCUAGAAUAUUUAGUGGUAAGGUUAGGAAAGGUGAUAAACUGUAUGUAUUAGGUCCAAAACAUGAUCCUUCCCUAGUAAAUAUUAAAAAAGACUUGAUUAUAGACCCUAAUAAGAAACUUAAAGACUUACAAAGUGAUGAACACAUAACAUGUACAGAAAUUAAAUCAUUGUAUAUAUUGAUGGGACGAGAAUUGAAAGAUAUUGACGAAGCAGUAGCUGGUAACAUAAUAGGUAUAGGUGGGUUAGAGCAACAUAUACUUAAAACAGCAACAUUAAGCAGUACUAUAGCUUGUCCGGCGUUCAGUGAGAUACAAUAUGCAGCAGUGCCAAUAUUGAGAGUUGCGAUAGAGCCAACUUAUCCCUCACAGUUAUCUCAACUAGUUAAAGGCUUAAAACUACUCAACCAAUCAGAUUCUUGUGUACAAGUUCUAUUGCAAGAAACAGGUGAACACGUUUUAGUAACAGCCGGUGAAGUUCAUUUACAAAGGUGUCUUGAGGACCUCAAGAAUCUAUAUGCAAAAAUACCCAUAACAGUAUCAGAACCUAUAGUACCAUUCAGAGAGACAAUUGUAGAACCACCUAAAAUUGAUAUGGCAAAUGAAGAAAUUGAUUCACAAAAUAUUGACAAAGGCAAAGAUACAGAACAGGAUCCAGUUAUAACUAUUACCACUAAUAAUAAACAAAGUACGAUUAAAAUACGUGCUAGACCCCUACCGAAUGAAAUAACCACCCUAUUAGACAGAUCAACAGAUUUAUUAAAAGCUAUAUCACAGCAUAUCAAAUCUUUACAAAGAUUAGUGAAAAACGACAAUUUAGAAGGUAAAUUCGAUGAACUAAAUAUAAACGGUAAACAUCAGUUAUCAGAUAGAAUGUUGAAACUUAUUGAGGUGUUUAAAAAUGAACUGCAAAAUAUUUGUUCCAAAUUGGGACCUGAGUGGAAAGACGUUGUCAAGCAAAUAUGGUCCGUUGGACCUAGGAAUUGUGGUCCAAAUUUGCUUCUAAAUCAAACACCAGAUUAUUGUACCAAAUUUUUACAUCAUGAAAAGGAAAUUAAAGAGGAUCCUAGAUUUGAAUAUGAGAGUAGUUUUUUGAAUGGUUUUCAAUUGGCGUCAUUAUCUGGACCGCUAUGUGAUGAACCAAUGAUGGGUGUAGCUUUUUGUGUUGAAGAAUGGACACUAGACAAAAAUGAAGAAGACACUUCAUAUACUUAUGGACCGUUAUCAGGUCAAAUAAUGUCAGCUGUAAAAGAAGGUUGCAAGAGAGCAUUCCAAGUUCAACCUCAAAGACUAAUGGCAGCCAUGUACUCGUGCGACAUCGUCGUAGACCAAAAAGUAUUAGGUAAGUGUAUGUGCUUGUGGGCCUUGAAGAGCUCGUUAAGCGGUCGGUCGCGGUUGUUACUAUAG
Molecule: messenger RNA, 2895 nt
Organism: Melitaea cinxia (Glanville fritillary)
Lineage: Eukaryota; Metazoa; Arthropoda; Insecta; Lepidoptera; Nymphalidae
Product: elongation factor-like GTPase 1
Exons: 10
Coding region: 1-2895 (964 amino acids)
Biological process (GO): cytosolic ribosome assembly
Cellular component (GO): ribonucleoprotein complex; cytosol
Molecular function (GO): GTPase activity; GTP binding; ribosome binding
Source: RefSeq, a predicted model, not a curated record